CAGAGAGUCCACACUGGAGAGAAACCUUAUGAAUGCAAACAGUGUGGAAAGACUUUUACAAUGAAGCUCUCUCUUACUGGACAUGAGAGAAUCCACAGUGGAGAGAAACCUUAUGAAUGUAAACAGUGUGGAAAGACUUUCACAAAGAAUGGCGGUCUUGCUGCACAUCAGAAAAUCCACAGUGGAGAGAAACGUUAUGAAUGUAAAGAGUGUGGAAAGGCUUUUACAGAGAAAGGAUCUCUUACUGUACAUGAGAGAAUCCACAGUGGAGAGAAACCUUAUGAAUGUAAAGAGUGUGGAAAGGCUUUCAAAGAGAGGGGCCAUCUUGCUGCACAUGAGAGAAUCCACAGUGGAGAGAAACCUUAUGAAUGUAAAGAGUGUGGAAAGACUUUCAGACAGAGGAGCUCUCUUGGUAAACAUCGAAAAGUCCACAGUGGAGAGAAACUUUAUGACUGUAAACAUUGUGGAAAGGCUUUUACAAUGAGUUGUGAUCUUGUUGCACAUGAGAGAAUCCACAGUGGAGAACAACCUUAUGAAUGUAAACAGUGUGGAAAGACUUUUACAAUGAAGGUCUGUCUAACUGCACAUAAGAGAAUCCACAGUGGAGAGAAACCUUAUGAAUGUAAACAGUGUGGAAAGACUUUCACACAGAGCAGCAGUCUUGCUGUACAUCAGAGAAUCCACACUGGAGAGAAACCUUAUGAAUGUAAACAGUGUGGAAAGGCUUUCACACAGAGCAGCGGUCUUGCCUCACAUGAGAGAAUCCACACUGGAGAGAAACCUUAUGAAUGUAAACAGUGUGGAAAGACUUUUACAAUGAGGCUCUCUCUUACUGUACAUGAGAGAAUCCACAGUGGAGAGAAACCUUAUGAAUGUAAGCAGUGUGGAAAGGCUUUCAGAGAGAGGAGCUCUCUUGUUAAACAUCAGAGAGUCCACAGUGGAGAUAAACCUUAUGAAUGUAAAUAAUGUGGAAGGGCUUUUACAAGGAAGGAAUCUCUUUCCAGAGAUCAGAGGAUCCACACUGGAG
Gracilinanus agilis (Agile Gracile Mouse Opossum) is the source of this 1027-nucleotide messenger RNA. Its product is annotated as zinc finger protein 420-like. The transcript has a single exon. NCBI's taxonomy places the organism in Eukaryota, Metazoa, Chordata, Mammalia, Didelphimorphia, Didelphidae. The record is from RefSeq and is a predicted model, not a curated record. The annotation marks the transcript as partial.